AUGUCCAAGAAAUCGUUGAAGGAACAAUACAUACUCAAAGUGAAACCACCUCAACUAAUGAACGACAACGUAAUUGUCGAGAGCGUAAAAGAACAGAAUCUGGGAAGGAGCUCUGGACCAUUUUGCUUCAAAAUCCAAGGUUCUAUUUAUUAUCAAAUUAAUACAACUUUGAAACCCAUAUUGGGUGAAAAUCCAAGUUAUGGACAACUUUUUAUAAUUGAUCCAAACGAAGCUACAGAAAUUAGGUCAAAUGUUAAUGUUCAUCUUGAUCCCGAAAUUUUAAGAAGUCUUGAUCGUGUACUUCGUGAUGUUAAUAUUUUUUGUCAAGCAUACGAAAUGAUGGGAGAAGAAAUACGUAAUCAAGAAAGAUUAGCUUCAGAUAGCAAUGACAAAAUCCCUCAAUUACAAUUGCUAUUUACUUUAAAACCAGGCAUGGAUAAAAAUAGAUAUAAUUUUCAAAGAACAAAUGAAGUCGCAGCUGUAUUUUCAACUACAGCUGAUGGAGAAAUUCCAGAUUCGUAUGUUGUAGUAUGUAACAAAGAAACUAAAGUUUUACAAAAAGUCAGUACAAUGGAUCCUAAUGUAGAGCCAUGGGUAUAUCCACUUUUUUAUCCUUUUGGAACAAGAGGUUGGGACAAAGAUAUAAUGCGAACGACAGAUAAACGUCCUCGACGGGUCACAAGAUCUGCAUACAUUAAAUUUAGAUUAGCUAUUCGUAACAAUGAAUUUAACACUUUUAAUUUAGGUCGAAGAUUAUUUCAACAAUGGGUUGUCGAUAAUUACGUAAAAAUAGAAAAAGACCGGACAGAAUAUUGUAAAUCUAAUCAAACUAAAUUACGAGUUGAAACAUAUCAAGGAUUAUUUGAUUUCAUGCAGAAUACUGCAAAUAGUGUAGAUGGUCGUAUUGGAAAAAUGAUUGUUCUUCCUUCUACUUUUAUUGGAUCACCUCGAUAUAUGAUGCAAAAUUAUCAAGAUUCAAUGGCUAUUGUUCGAAAAUUUGGCAAGCCAGAUUUAUUUAUAACAAUGACUUGUAAUCCUAAGUGGCGUGAAAUUAUUGAAAAUCUUCUUCCAGAUCAAGUAGCAUCUGAUCGUCCAGACAUCUCUGAAAUUCCAGAUAACAAUAUUGAACCAGAAUUGCAUAAAAUUAUUAUGAGGCAUAAUAUACAUGGACCUUGUCGAGAAGGUUUAUGCAUUGUAAAUGGAAAAUGUUCUAAAAAAUUUCCAAAACCAUUUCAAGAAGAGACAGUUAUAAAUGAAAGAGGUCAAGUACAUUAUCAACGAAAAGAUACAAACACAACAUUUGUUAGAACAGGCGGAUAUGAAAUUGAUAAUCGAUAUGUUGUUCCUUAUAAUCCAUUUUUGUCCAAACGAUACAAUUGUCAUAUUAAUGUUGAGGUCGUUGGAGGAGGCAUAGAAUCUGUCAAGUACUUACAUAAAUAUAUGUAUAAAGGACAUGAUUCUGCUGCAAUAAAUAUAAGUGAAACUUCAAAUGAAGAAUCUAUUGUUAAUCAUGACGAAAUAAAAAAUUUUAUUGAUGGAAGAUAUGUUGGACCAGUUGAAGCAUGCUGGCGAAUUUUAAAUAAACCUUUACAAGAAAAAAGUCAUAGUGUAAUGCGUUUACCAGUACAUUUACCAAAUGAGCAAAAUAUAUUUAUAGAGAGUACUGAAGAAAAUGCACUUCAAGAGGUAAUGGAUUCUGCUGUUGAUCAAGUUACUAUGUUACUUGAUUAUUUUGCAUUAAACUCUAGAGAUGAGGAAGCUAGAAAAUACUCAUAUACAAAUAUUCCUUCUAAUUAUGUGUUUAAAAAAACAAAAAUUAAUGGUGCUCAAAGUUAUGGAGAUUUACGAACUGUGGAUGGAAUAACUUAUGAUACAUUUACAGCUGCAUGUCUGGCAUUAGGUCUUAUAGAAGACGAUGAAGAGUGGAAAAAAGCUAUGAAUGAAGCAAUACUUUGGAUGAUGCCUUCAAGUCUUAGAAAAUUAUUUGUACGCAUAUUAAUCCAUUGUCAACCUACCAAUCCCAAAAACCUUUGGGAAGAAUUUAAAAAUGCUAUGUCGGAAGAUUUUUCACGUUAUGGUUGUCAACAAGAAGCUUAUAAGCGAGCUUAUUCUGAAAUUAAUACCUUAAUUUGUGCAGAAGGACGAAGAAUGUCAGAUUUUCCUGAAAUGGAACAAAUAAUAAAUGAAGUUACUGAAAUAAUAAACAGUGAAAUUAAUUCAGAAAAUAUGAGUAAGGGUCAAGAACAAUAUAAUAAAUUAAAUGAAAAACAAAAAGAAUUUGUAGAUAUUAUUUUACAAGUUGCAAAUAACAAUGUGAAAGAUGAUGUUAAUUUUAAUAAUUGUUUUUAUAUAGAUGGUCCAGGUGGAUCAGGAAAAACCUUUGUAUAUACAACUUUAUAUUAUCUCUUAAAAAGUAAAAAUAAACAAUUCCUCUUUUCUAUGAUUCAUCCUCAAACAUAA
Leptopilina heterotoma is the source of this 2460-nucleotide messenger RNA. RefSeq lists its product as uncharacterized. The transcript has 5 exons. Lineage: Eukaryota; Metazoa; Arthropoda; Insecta; Hymenoptera; Figitidae. The record is from RefSeq and is a predicted model, not a curated record. Bases 1 to 2460 code for a protein of 819 amino acids.